AUGGAGCUGAACCCGGAGCUGCUGGUGCCGGUCGCGCUCUUCUACCUGGUGCUGCGCGGGCUGGACACGGUCGAGGACGACAUGACGAUCCCGCUGGACGAGAAGGUGCCGAUCCUGCGCAACUUCUACAAGACGAUGCUCGAGGACGGGUGGCAGUACCACAAGAGCCAGGAGAAGGACCGGGCGCUGCUGGAGCACUUUGACGUGGUGGUGACGGAGCUCAAGAAGAUACCCAAGUCGCACCUGGACGUGAUCCAGGACAUUGCCCAGAAGAUGGGCAGCGGCAUGGCCGACUACGUGCAGAACGACGACAUGAUCAAGAACGGCGUCAAGACGAUCGACGAGUACGAGCUGUACUGCCACUACGUCGCCGGCCUGGUGGGCGAGGGUCUGACCCGCCUCUUCCUCGCCUCGGACCUGGCCCACCCCAAGCUGGCCGAGCGGCCGCAGCUGACCGAGUCCAUGGGCCAGAUGCUGCAGAAGGUCAACAUCAUCCGCGACAUCCGCGAGGACUGGGACGAUGGCCGCCGCUGGUACCCCCGCGAGGUCUGGAGCAAGUACGUCGACGAGUGGGACCACAUGUUCGACCCCAAGUACCGCGACCAGGCCCUCAACUGCGUGUCCGAGAUGGUCCUCCACGCCCUCAAGCACACCGAGGAGUGCCUCUUCUACAUGGCCGGCAUGCGCGAGCAGUCCGUCUUCAACUUCGUCGCCAUCCCCCAGGGCAUGGCCAUCGCCACCCUCGACGCCGUCUUCCGCAACCCCGCCAUCUUUGAGCGCAACGUCAAGAUCACAAAGGGCGAGGCCUGCAAGAUCAUGCUCGAGUCUACCCAGAACCUCCAGACCGAGUGCGAAGUCUUCCGUCGCUACGUCAAGUCGAUCCAGAAGAAGAACGACCCCAAGGAUCCCAACUUCCUGGCCAUCAGCACUCAGUGUGCCAAGGUAUGUCUCGCCAGCCUCUAUAUGAUUUCUGCCAAGGAAAAGAAAAGAGAGAGAGAGAGAGGAGAGAAAGAGAGAGGAGAGAGAGAGGGGGAGGAGAGAAUGAUGACUAACUCUACCCAGAUUGAACAGUUCAUCGAGACCCUCUUCCCCAAGCAGGACCCUCAGAAGCUCUCCAAGGAGCUAGAGGCCAAGCGCAAGGACGUCGGCGGCGAGCUCACCUCGAGCCCCCGCGACGCCAUACUCAUCUUCAGCAUCGCCAUCGGCUGCCUCGUCUUCGUCGCGGGCAUCAUGUUUUUCAUCGCCUGGAUGUUCGGAGCCAAGUUUGGCAACUGGCUCGACGACAUCGACACCAAGCGUCUUACCGGGGUUGCCAGCUCCAGCGCUGCGGGGGCCGCUACCCAGGCGGCUGCCAUUGGCCACGAAGAAUUGUAA
Geosmithia morbida is the source of this 1374-nucleotide messenger RNA. RefSeq names its product farnesyl-diphosphate farnesyltransferase. Gene Ontology annotation, biological process: farnesyl diphosphate metabolic process; ergosterol biosynthetic process. Gene Ontology annotation, molecular function: squalene synthase [NAD(P)H] activity. The record is from RefSeq and is a predicted model, not a curated record. The transcript has a single exon. Gene Ontology annotation, cellular component: endoplasmic reticulum membrane. The coding region runs from base 1 to 1374 and encodes 457 amino acids. NCBI's taxonomy places the organism in Eukaryota, Fungi, Ascomycota, Sordariomycetes, Hypocreales, Bionectriaceae.